AUUAAUAAAGUAAUAAUAAAGGGUUUUGUGCUUUUUUCAGUUUUAUUUCUAGAACAAUGCCUGGUUAUGUUCCCUGUUCUAUUAAGGAAUGCUUGUCAGGUCUACUAGACAUCGAUUUCCAAACCCUCAUAAACAAGCAGAACGAUUUAAGAAAUGGAUUAAUGUUUGUGGCAUUGAGUCUCUACUUGAAUUGGAUCCAGAUAAAGUAUUUCGUAACCGCAGGGUAUGUCAUGUACAUUUCCAGGAUAGCGAUUUUACUGCAAAUUAAUUUAUAUCGAGAGAUUCAAUACCAUCGUUAAGAUUACCAAAACCAUUAGAUGAUAUUUUUUGUCAUGGUAAGCAAUACUUAUUAAGAAAUAAUACAAUUACAAUUUUCGCCUUGAUACAUAAUAGUAUAUUCCAUUAGGUGUCUUUCAUUAAAUAGUUUUAAUAUUUUAUUUUGCUUAAUUUGCAGCACCAUCAACUAGCAGCUUUUCACCGCUAAUUUCAUUACCUAUGUCAACAGGUACCAAAAAUAUUUCAGAAAUAUGUACAGCUGAACCCAUGUCACUUGAAAACAAAAUCCAGGAGGUUAAACCUCAGAAUAAAAGACGCAAGAUAAUGGGCCGCCCACUUUUAUCUAGAAAGCAACAUUAUGGUGAUGCAAAGUUAUUGGUGACUUUGAAAAACUUAAAACGACAAAAUUUUGCUAUUCUUAACCGAAAUUUAAAUUUAAAACAACGCUUGCGCAAAGCAGAAGAAAUGUUUUACAACAAUCCAUUAAAGGCGUUUGAGGGUUUAAAUCCCUUACAAUUAAAUUUUUGUAAAACACAAUUACGGUUAUCAAAAUAUAAACCGAGAGGACGACGAUACACUAUUGAGGAGAAGUUGUUUUGCCUGUCAUUGUACAAACAGUCAGGUAGAAGCUUUUUUAGCUUCUACCUGACUUCUUGAGUGCCUUUUUUUCCUUGCCAUCACGAGACACCAUCACCAAACUACUCCAGUCGAUACCAAUUGAAACAGGAUUAAACGAUGCAGUAUUUAAAAAUUUGGAAUCUACUGUUAUAAAAAUUAAAGUACAAGAACGAGUAUCAAUAUUAAUGUUUGAUGAGGUUUUUUUAGAUGCCAAUAUCAGCUAUAAUACAAGAGCAGAUGCUUUUGUUGGUUUGGAAAAUCUUGGCUAUAAGAAGUCCAACAAAAUUGCUGAUAGGGCACUUGUAUUUAUGAUACAAGGUAUUGUAAAAAAAUGGAAACAGCCAAUAGCC
This is a messenger RNA of Onthophagus taurus, 1244 nucleotides long. NCBI's taxonomy places the organism in Eukaryota, Metazoa, Arthropoda, Insecta, Coleoptera, Scarabaeidae. The record is from RefSeq and is a predicted model, not a curated record.